UUUCUUCAGGGAGAUCUCCCACGUCUAGCUGCCCUGGCAGACUCCCAGGGAGGAAAGACAGCAUGGCCUUGGCAGCUGCCCCCAGGAAGGCGCCCACAGGUGACAGGAAGAAGCCAUUUCCCCAUCCUGACCCGAUUCAGCAACCCUGAACAUUCUGCUCCAGCCAAGGUGGUGAGGGCAGCUGCUCCUAAACAGCGAAAAGGCAGCAAGGUUGGUGAUUUUGGAGAUGCAAUCAACUGGCCCACACCUGGAGAGAUAGCCCACAAGAGUGUGCAGCCACAGUCUCACAAGCCUCAGCCUGCCCGUAAGCUGCCACCCAAGAAGGACAUGAAAGAACAGGAGAAAGGAGAGGGGAGUGAUAGUAAGGAGAGCCCGAAAACCAAAUCAGAUGAAUCCGGGGAAGAGAAGAAUGGGGACGAAGACUGCCAGCGAGGCGGGCAGAAGAAGAAAGGGAAUAAACAUAAGUGGGUUCCCCUGCAAAUAGACAUGAAGCCCGAAGUUCCCAGAGAGAAACUUGCCUCACGCCCCGCUCGCCCGCAGGAGCCAAGACAUACACCUGCCAACCGAGGGGAGAUCAAAGGGUCUGAGCCUGCCACCUAUAUGCCUGUGUCUGUGGCCACCCCCACCCCAGCCUGGCAACCAGAGACCAAACCGGAGCCUGCCUGGCACGACCAGGACGAAACAUCGAGUGUGAAGAGUGAUGGGGCUGGUGGGGCGCGGGCUUCCUUCCGUGGCCGUGGACGGGGGCGUGGUCGCGGCCGGGGACGCGGCCGGGGUGGCACUCGAACCCAUUUUGACUACCAGUUUGGCUAUCGAAAGUUUGAUGGUGCAGAGGGGCCUCGAACCCCCAAGUACAUGAACAACAUUACCUACUACUUUGACAAUGUCAGCAGCACUGAGCUUUACAGCGUGGACCAGGAGCUGCUCAAAGACUACAUCAAGCGACAGAUUGAGUACUACUUCAGCGUGGACAAUUUAGAGCGAGAUUUCUUCCUGAGAAGAAAAAUGGAUGCUGAUGGUUUCCUUCCCAUCACCCUUAUUGCUUCCUUCCAUCGUGUGCAAGCCCUUACCACGGACAUUUCACUUAUUUUUGCGGCCCUCAAGGACAGCAAGGUGGUGGAAAUUGUUGAUGAGAAAGUCCGAAGGAGGGAAGAGCCUGAGAAGUGGCCUCUUCCUGGUCCCCCAAUAGUGGAUUAUUCCCAGACUGAUUUUUCCCAGCUUCUCAACUGCCCUGAAUUUGUUCCCCGUCAGCACUACCAGAAAGAGACGGAGUCGGCGCCUGGCUCUCCCCGUGCAGUCACCCCAGUGCCAACCAAAACGGAGGAGGUCAGCAACCUAAAGACACUGCCUAAGGGCCUGUCUGCCAGCCUGCCUGACCUGGAUUCUGAGAACUGGAUUGAAGUGAAGAAACGGCCUCGGCCCUCCCCAGCACGGCCCAAGAAGUCAGAGGAGCCCAGGUUCGCCCACCCGACAUCUCUGCCACAGCAGCUUCCCUCCCAGCAGUUGAUGUCCAAGGAUCAGGAUGAGCAAGAGGAAUUGGAUUUCCUGUUUGAUGAGGAGAUGGAGCAGAUGGACGGGCGAAAGAAUACCUUCACUGCCUGGUCUGAUGAGGACUCUGACUAUGAGAUUGAUGACCGGGAUGUCAACAAGAUCCUCAUUGUUACCCAGACGCCACCUUACAUGCGCCGGCAUCCUGGGGGCGACCGUACAGGCAACCACACCUCUCGUGCCAAGAUGAGUGCCGAGCUGGCCAAGGUCAUUAAUGACGGGCUCUUCUAUUAUGAGCAGGACCUGUGGACUGAGAAGUUUGAACCCGAGUAUUCCCAGAUCAAGCAAGAAGUAGAGAACUUUAAGAAAGUCAACAUGAUCAGCCGGGAGCAGUUUGAUACACUGACCCCUGAACCCCCUGUGGAUCCCAACCAGGAGGUUCCUCCUGGGCCUCCCCGGUUUCAGCAAGUUCCCACUGAUGCCCUGGCCAACAAGUUGUUUGGUGCUCCUGAGCCCUCAACCAUUGCCCGCUCUCUACCAACCACUGUCCCAGAGUCGCCAAACUAUCGCAAUGCCAGGACCCCCCGUACACCCCGGACGCCACAGCUCAAAGACUCAAGUCAGACAUCACGGUUUUACCCAGUGGUGAAAGAAGGACGGACGCUAGAUGCCAAGAUGCCUCGAAAAAGGAAGACAAGGCACAGCUCAAACCCACCCUUGGAGAGCCACGUGGGCUGGGUGAUGGAUUCCCGAGAGCACAGACCCCGGACUGCUUCCAUCAGCUCCAGCCCCUCAGAAGGAACACCUGCAGUUGGCAGCUAUGGCUGUACCCCUCAGUCACUGCCCAAGUUCCAGCAUCCUUCCCACGAGCUGCUCAAGGAAAAUGGUUUCACACAACACGUCUACCACAAGUAUCGUAGGCGCUGCCUUAACGAGCGGAAGCGCUUGGGCAUUGGCCAGUCUCAGGAGAUGAACACUCUCUUCCGCUUCUGGUCCUUCUUCCUCCGAGAUCACUUCAACAAAAAGAUGUAUGAAGAGUUCAAGCAGCUGGCUCUGGAGGAUGCCAAAGAAGGCUACAGAUAUGGUUUAGAGUGCCUUUUUCGAUACUACAGUUAUGGCCUAGAAAAGAAGUUCCGGUUGGAUAUAUUCAAGGAUUUUCAGGAGGAAACCGUGAAGGACUAUGAAGCUGGUCAACUCUAUGGGCUGGAAAAGUUCUGGGCCUUCUUGAAAUAUUCCAAAGCCAAAAAUUUGGACAUUGACCCCAAACUGCAAGAAUACCUCGGCAAAUUUCGACGUCUAGAAGACUUCCGAGUAGAUCCCCCCAUGGGUGAGGAGGGCAACCACAAGCGACACCCAGUGGUAGCAGGAGGUGGCAGUGGUGAGGGCAGGAAGCGGUGCCCCUCCCAGUCUUCCAGCAGGCCUGCCACCAUGAUUAACCAACCCCCUACACCACCUACUGGCCAGCCCAUCCGGGAAGAUGCCAAAUGGACAAGCCAGCACUCGGAUACACAGACUUUGGGAAAGUGAAAAGCCCUUUAGCCCUGGGGAUUAGAGUGGGGAAGGGGUGGGGUGGUCGAGGGUCCAUGGGGGUGCCCAGUCCCAGGAGAGGGGACAAAGAAGGGACUGGCCUGGAAUUAAUAGAGCAGGCCUCUGUGCUGAGUAGCAGUGUGUACACCAUUUGGGCUAUUAGAGGUACCCUGGGCAGAGCCUCCACGUAACUCCCUUCUCCUCCUCUCUCCAUGACUCUUCCAUCCCAGCUUCUUCUAAGGGGGGAGGGAAAGGGGGGAGAUUUUUUUAUAUAUAUAUACAUAUAUAUAUAUAUCAAGUUUUAAAUUAUUGAUAGUUUGUCUGGAUUACCAAAAUCACUCUUCAGCCCUGCCCUCGGCUGAUAUGCCGCAACCCUGGUCCCCACCCACAGCCUCUUCUUGCUCCCCCCCCAAGCCAACUAUGCAGCCCACCAGAAGGCCCUGUGGGCCCUAUUGCCCAGCACUGUCCCGUGGAAGGCUCUGACAGCGCCUGGGCCCCAGGAGCACUAGCCCCUGACUAUGUGGGGUUUGCCGUCACCAUGUUCUCUCCCUGCUGUCCCUACCAUGCCCUUCUGCCAUCUUCUGGGAGAAGGAAACCAAAGGAUCUAAAAGUGGGGGUUGGGGGAGGUUUCAGCCUCUCCCACUCCCCUUUCCCCACACCCCUUACUCCCCAGCCCAGAGAGACGCUGCUCAUACCAGAAAAGACUAUUGAAAGAUGAUUUAUUUUAUUUUUCUCUGACCUUUCCAUCCUUGGAAAAACGGAAAAAAGAAAAAAAAAAAAAGACAAAAUAGACCAUUAACAAAAAAAGAAAAAAACAAAAAAAAAGAAAAGAAAAAAAUCAGAAAACCCCCACCUAAUCCAUAGAAAGUGAUGUCUUUCCCCUCUCCUUGGAAAUUUUUUUUGUUUGUUUUGUUCUUGGAAAUAAUAUUUUUUUAAAAGUUGCCUUAUUGUGGAGCGGGAAUCUGAAAUAAUACCCAAAUGCCUGUUUUCCUCGGUGGAGUCAACCUGAAGAGCUCCCACCUUCUCUGGAUGUGCCUGGGCUUGGACUGGCUGGAUCUUUCUCUGGACUGAGUUGCAUGUACAGUGCCUCCCGCCUGGAGGCAAGAGAGUUGGGGGCGGCUGUCAGAGCCGUGCCCAAAAUAUCCCUGCUGUUGCAUCGUUGAAGCUGACGUCCUGUGUCUGUACACUGCUGCCACUUUCGUGUCCUUGCUCUGCUUGCUGUCGCCUCACGCCAGGCCCCGUCCUGCCGUGACACCCUUCAUCCUACCCUUGGAAUCCCAAGGCCAAGUUUGCUUCAAACUGUUGGAAAACAGAGUUGGCCUGGAUCUGGAACACACUUGUCCUCAGCCCGAGCGUCUUCCCCAUGCCAGAGGGGAAAGGGGAACACCUGGUAGCUGAGGCUUGGAUAUGUUUCUCACAUUGUCCUGAAAGAUCACCGAGACCUCAAGGAAGCUUUAUGUCUCGUGAAAGGUGGAGAAAGGUGCCAUUCUUUUCCGAGGGUCUGGUGGGGUCUCCCCAUCUUGCAUUCCCCCCCUCUGCAAGCCAUCUCUGCCCACCCUCUCUCUGAUCAACCCCAACUGGGAACGAGACCCCGCCUGGGAACGAGGGAUGAGGAGGAAUUGGGGGCUGGGGGGAAUCCUGCCAGUUGGUGAAGCCCUGUGGCAGGAAGGUAUAUGUGGACAUAGAGUAUACCUAACUUCUCUUCUCCAGCCACUGACUGCUUGAGUUGGGCUGUGAAUGACAAUGGAAUGGCUGGAGUCUACUGUCGUCAGAAGCUAGGGAGGGUGACCGACUGACCCGCACAGACUGGGAUGUGUGUCAAGUACGGGCAUGACUGCAUGUUCACCCCCAAUGGGAACUGGGCAACACGGAGAAGUUUGCUGUCUUGUUGCUCAAUUACUGAAACUUCUUUGACCCUCCUUUUCAACAGGUUUCUCUGUUGGCCCAAAGGUUGGGAAUAGGAGACAGUAUCCCAGGCUGACAGGGGCUCGCUUGCCCUCUGUCUUUGGGUACCUCAUUGCUUUUAGUUUGUGUGCCCCCUCACCUCUGUCAUCCCAGUGCUUAGAAUGUGGGAAGCCCAUCUCACUUCCUGUGACCCAGUCGUCUUGAACCAAGGAUGAAUGUCUGGUCUCUGCUAUGACAAUGGGAUCUGAGGCUUCUCCCUAACCAGUCUGGUGUACCUGCCCCACAUUGUCCCAGACACUGGACUCCUGACCCCCUUCUCUCUCCCUUUCCCCCUUUUUUUCCUUUGGGUCACUCAGCCCUGUAUUUUAUCCAGCACCACAAAAACCUCAGUGUUUGACCCUUGCUGUGUUUGGGGACACAAGGAAGCCUUGGAGGUGGGAAAAGGCUGUUCUCAUCUAGUUACUCCCAGGCCAGGGGCUGCCAUCCUCUCCCUGAUCCUCUCAGAUAUCCCUGAAGGAGGAAGCACCUUUGGGGUGAGUAGGUGAGAACUUCAUCUCAACAUAGGCUGAGGAGGGGUGAGGGGCUAUUUUCUUUCUUUCUUUCUUUUUUUUUUUUUUUUGUAACAUGUUAGGAGUUAAUGUUGCAAAGAGUAGUUUACAUCUUCACUUUCUGAAGACACUUGAAUUUAGGACCGAUGUAUCUGUGACAAGUAUGAGUGGCAGGGGCCAUCAGGACUAGCCACUUCACAUCCACCACCUUCCCAUGGGAAUCUUAAGACCUGAGACACAAAGCAACAGCCUGCCCCAACCCCCUGUUUAUUCUCUGCCCUUCUAAGGUUGGUCCACGCCAGAAUGACCUGUAGGUGUCAAACAGAAGGUCUGUGUGUGCCUAAGCCCUGAGGAGGGACAGGUUUUUCUUGUGCCCUCUCCAGAACCUGAGACACAUGCACUAUCAGUAGAGAAGGCUACCCAGUCCUGCCUCAGCCUGGACCCCUAGGGCUCAGAACGACAGCAAGAGGCACUGAGCCCCCAUGUCAAAGUUAAAUGUUUUUGUUUCAUUGUAGCUCUUCCCCCCCCCCCUUUCUGAUGAUUGAUUUACAAAAGAAAGUAAGCUGCUCAGGAGGCUCUGGAAGUGGGGUAGAGGAAGCAAGAAGACUAGCCUUUAGGAGAGCUAGGGGUGUUUUGCCAAAAGCCUGGGUAGAGUGGUCUGGAUCAUCUGGCACCCUCCCAAAUGGGAACCUCAAAGUACCUCUUGUGUGGAAGGGUUCCUGGAUUCUCCCCAGCCCCACCCUCUCCUUCAGCCAUGUUGAUGGCAGAGGCAGAGAACUUAAGAACUUACAGCCCGAUUCUCACUGGAGAGGAAAACUUGUCAUCUGGCUUUGCGAAGAAGGUUCCACCUUACGCUCGUAGUACAUUAUCUUUACCAUGUGCUAGGAUAUCACAUUUAAAAGGAUAAAAAAAAAUGUAAAAUACUUGAAUGAGCUUGUAUUAUAACAUUAAUAUUAUUGAGAGUAUCUGCUUUCCAGGCUGAAGUGAUUCAUUCAUUAUUCUAGUCCUGCUUUAGUCCUUUGUAAUUUGUGGUAAUUAUGCUUUUCUUUUUAAUACAAAAAAUGUAUAAAAAUAAAAAUUUGAAAAGGCAAAA
Molecule: messenger RNA, 6561 nt
Organism: Ictidomys tridecemlineatus (thirteen-lined ground squirrel)
Lineage: Eukaryota; Metazoa; Chordata; Mammalia; Rodentia; Sciuridae
Gene: Larp1
Product: La ribonucleoprotein 1, translational regulator
Biological process (GO): positive regulation of translation; mRNA stabilization
Cellular component (GO): cytoplasmic stress granule; cytosol
Molecular function (GO): RNA cap binding
Source: RefSeq, a predicted model, not a curated record